AUGUCGGGCAGCCGUACAUAUGAUGAAGUAAGCGAAACUGAUUCAGGCGGUAUUGAUGGUGACGGUAAGGACAAAAUAGCAUUUAGGGAAACAAAAAUAAACAUCAACAGGGAAAUACUCACCACAUCGCAAAGCGAUACAAAGUUUAAAACAAGGGGUAUAAAUUGUGAUUUCAUUCCUAAAAGCAGAAUCAUGGAGUGUCGCAAAUCGUCCAAAUCAAAGUGGAGCGUUGAGCAAGAACCUGACGUGCAGUAUUCCAUCACGGAAUUGGAAGAAUUGACGAGAGAAGCACAAAAAGAACAGAAGCAGGCAUUACAAGAGGAAAGAGAAUUAAAGAGAAUCAUGCAGGAAAACUUGUUUAAAAUCAAGCAAGAAACGGCACAGGUAAAAACCAAAAAUGAACAACUAAAAAGGUUGAUCGAACAGUCAUCAGGGUGGAGAGUGAGCGAAAAAUCGAGCAAGAAGCAACAACCGUGGAAAAUGGAAACAUUUAUAAAACAAGAAAGCAAACCAUCGACGAGCGAUGUGAAAAAGCAUAAGAAAAGUGAGGAUUAUGACAGCAAAACAGAACAAAUAAGAGGACGUAAAAGAAGCGGCGAGUUAUAUGUCGAUUUACGUACGAUCCCUAGACCCAGAAAUAAAGGAGGUCAAUAUAGAAAUUGGACGCAAAAGGAUUUGGACAAAUAUAGGCAGUCUAAGAGAAAGAGGAUAAACGUGGUGAAUUCUUCCGAUGAGGAAACAAGACAGGAAGAAAUAACAAGUAUCAAAUCAAUGGAAGAUACACCGACAACAGCAAAAAUAAGCGAGGAAUCAUCAAAGAGACUGCGAAUUAAAGGAAUAAAGAGGAAACAAUUCCUACCCAAGGAGACGAGCACACCAAUAGUGCAGUAUCCAGAAACAGAGCCAGGAGAACAACACCCAGAACCGGAAAGCAGCACCCGAGCAGAUUCAGAUGAGUACGUUCCCGUAAUUUUACUCACGGACGUAUCAGGAUCGACGAAUAUAAAGAAAAGGGAGUCACAAAUGACAAGAGACGACAGCGAAGUGACUAGAGAAACGAUUGAGAUGAAAAACAACGGUGAGUCUACAAAUAUAAAAUCAAGCGACUCUACUAUCUCAAUCGGAUUACAAAAAGACAAUCAGCCGAGAAGCGUUGAAACGACGGUGACAUUGUCAGAAGAAACCGAAGAUUCGGAAAAGCACGUCGAACCGGAGACGACCGCUCUUAAAAAGACGGAAACGAGCGGGGGCCAGGUGCAGCCGACACGGUUGCAGGAGGAGGAGCGAGUUACUAAUCCGGCGAGCGACGACAAGGAGGAAGGCGUCAAGGAGUAA
Harpegnathos saltator (Jerdon's jumping ant) is the source of this 1335-nucleotide messenger RNA. Its product is annotated as golgin subfamily A member 6-like protein 6. The transcript has a single exon. The record is from RefSeq and is a predicted model, not a curated record. Bases 1 to 1335 code for a protein of 444 amino acids. Lineage: Eukaryota; Metazoa; Arthropoda; Insecta; Hymenoptera; Formicidae.